Messenger RNA from Loxodonta africana (African savanna elephant), 4596 nucleotides. It is a transcript of the gene FZD9, whose product is annotated as frizzled class receptor 9. Bases 1 to 1770 code for a protein of 589 amino acids. NCBI's taxonomy places the organism in Eukaryota, Metazoa, Chordata, Mammalia, Proboscidea, Elephantidae. Gene Ontology annotation, molecular function: Wnt receptor activity; Wnt-protein binding. Gene Ontology annotation, biological process: non-canonical Wnt signaling pathway; canonical Wnt signaling pathway. The record is from RefSeq and is a predicted model, not a curated record. Gene Ontology annotation, cellular component: plasma membrane. The transcript has a single exon.
AUGGACGUGCCGCCGCUGCGCCGGGCGCUGCUGCUGUGGCAGCUGCUGGCGGCGGGCGGCGCGGCGCUGGAGAUCGGCCGCUUCGACCCGGAGCGCGGGCGCGGGCCGGCGCCGUGCCAGGCGGUGGAGAUCCCUAUGUGCCGCGGCAUCGGCUACAACCUGACCCGCAUGCCCAACCUGCUGGGCCACGAGUCGCAGCGCGAGGCGGCCGCCAAGCUGGACGAGUUCGCGCCGCUCGUGCAGUACGGCUGCCACAGUCACCUGCGCUUCUUCCUGUGCUCGCUCUACGCGCCCAUGUGCACCGACCAGGUCUCGACGCCCAUCCCCGCCUGCCGGCCCAUGUGCGAGCAGGCCCGCCUGCGCUGCGCGCCCAUCAUGGAGCAGUUCAACUUCGGCUGGCCGGACUCGCUGGACUGCGCGCAGCUGCCCACGCGCAACGACCCGCACGCGCUCUGCAUGGAGGCCCCGGAGAACGCCACGGCCGGCCCCGCCGAGUCCCACAAAGGCCGCGGCAUGCUGCCCGUGGCGCCGCGGCCCGCACGGCCCCCCGGCGACGGCGCCCCGGGGCCCAGCGGCGCCUGCGAGAACCCCGAGAAGUUUCAGUACGUGGAGAAGAGUCGCUCGUGCGCCCCGCGCUGCGGGCCGGGCGUCGAGGUGUUCUGGUCGCGGCGGGACAAGGACUUCGCGCUCGUCUGGAUGGCCGUGUGGUCGGCUCUGUGCUUCUUCUCCACCGCCUUCACCGUGCUCACCUUCCUGCUGGAGCCUCACCGUUUCCAGUACCCCGAGCGCCCCAUCAUCUUCCUCUCCAUGUGCUACAACGUCUACUCGCUGGCCUUCCUUAUCCGCGCCGUGGCCGGGGCCCAGAGCGUGGCCUGUGACCAGGAGGCGGGCGCGCUGUACGUGAUUCAGGAGGGCCUGGAGAACACGGGCUGCACACUCGUCUUCCUGCUUCUCUACUACUUUGGCAUGGCCAGCUCACUGUGGUGGGUGGUCCUGACGCUCACCUGGUUCCUGGCGGCCGGCAAGAAAUGGGGCCACGAAGCCAUUGAGGCCCACGGCAGCUACUUCCACAUGGCAGCCUGGGGCCUGCCGGCCCUCAAGACCAUCGUCAUCCUGACCCUGCGCAAGGUGGCCGGGGACGAACUGACCGGGCUGUGCUACGUGGCCAGCAUGGACGCAGCUGCGCUCACCGGCUUCGUGCUGGUGCCCCUGUCCUGCUACCUGGUGCUCGGCACCAGCUUCCUCCUGACGGGCUUCGUGGCUCUCUUCCACAUCCGCAAGAUCAUGAAGACAGGCGGCACCAACACUGAGAAGCUGGAGAAGCUCAUGGUCAAGAUUGGGGUCUUCUCCAUUCUCUACACAGUGCCCGCCACUUGCGUCAUUGUUUGCUACGUCUAUGAGCGCCUGAACAUGGACUUCUGGCGCCUGCGGGCCAUGGAGCAGCCCUGCACAGCGGCUCCAGUGCCUGGAGGCCGGAGGGACUGCUCACUGCAAGAGGGCUCGGUGCCCACCGUGGCUGUCUUUAUGCUCAAAAUCUUCAUGUCGCUAGUGGUAGGCAUCACCAGCGGAGUCUGGGUGUGGAGCUCCAAGACUUUCCAGACCUGGCAAAGCCUGUGCCAGCGUAAGAUUGCCGCAGGCCGGGCCCGGGCAAAGGCCUGUCGGGCCCCCGGGAGCUAUGGCCGGGGCACCCACUGCCACUACAAGACCCCCACUGUGGUCUUGCACAUGACUAAAACGGACCCCUCUCUGGAGAACCCCACACACCUCUAGGACAGGCCUGGCUUCUAGCCCUCCCCCUCCUGAAGCAACAGCUGACUAGCAGCUGCCCAGCUAUCAAGGUCAGGCAAGCGAGUGCAAGGGGGCCAAGGACCAGGGCGAGGAGACUUCUUAAGCCCCUUGCUUGUCAGGGUCCAUCGAGGUUCACCCCUCACCUCCCACUGAGUCCUACAGGGUGCUGGAGCGGGGAGGGACAGGGGGCACAGUCCAGCAGGGAGUUUAUUUAAUGAUGUAAUUUAUUGUUGAGCUUCUCUCGAAGCUGUGGCUGGAAUAAACCCCCGUGUGGCACUGCUGAGUCCUCUCUGGGUUGGAAAGGGGGAAGGUAGGAGGGUGAAGGCUCCAGAGGAAUCUCCCUUGUGAACAGAACCUGGGGUGGUUGCUGGGCUCAUCGCCGGGCCCCCCCCUUCCUCUGGCUUCUCACCAAUCGAGAGGAAAUCCUCUUGUGGGACAGCUGCGUUCUGUGAGUGUCCCAGACUCUGUGUGUGUGUGAGUGUGAGUGCUCCCCUUUCCUGUCUGUGCCCCUUUUGGAAGCCUCUGCUUGUCUCUGAGGCCUGAGCUUUGUGCUCCGAAGUGGGUCUGGGAUGCCUGCAGGGCCCCCACCUCUGGCUCUAGGAAGUCUAACUUAUUGGCAGCCUGUGGGCAAGCUUUCCCUUCUCCAGACUUCGCUCUCCUCAUUUGUGUAUAAAAUGAGGGUGCUGGCAGGUCUCAAAGUUGGUACCUGCUCCCACUGUUCUCUACAGGCCCAUCUUGCUGUCCCCACAUGGGGCCUUGGGGGCUGAGGCCGAUGUCCUCACUGCCUUCUCUCCAGGAUAGCUAGUGUGGCCACAGUUGGGGCCCCUCACCCCACUAUCUCAUACUUCAGGGUGGGGCUGGACUGGAAUGUGGGCAUCUUGCUGGCACAGAGGCUUGAAGAUGGGAGCCCUUGAGUGUGGUAGGAACUGGAACCCCAGCUCCUUCAGGGUUGUGGAAAGACUGGAGGUGCUGACAGCAGCAGUGAGAUGGGGCGGGCAGAGACUCCUCAUAGCUCCUUACUGGGGUGGCUUGCACAUUCGUGUGCCACGGCAGCCCAGGGCUGCUGGGACCUGCUCCCAUCUGUGUCCACUGUAAGUUAUGCAUGUGUGUCCUGGAGCCCUCCACCAGUGUGGGGUCAGGCUCCUGGGUCCCAUCUUAGCUGCUGUGCCCCAGCCCAGUGACGGUCUUGGUUUCCAUCCCUGGGUGCAUAAUACACACACCCAGCUUUCAGUGUCAACGCUAGGAGGCUCCAAGGGCCCAGCCCCUGCCAGCCUCACUUUAGAGCUAAAGGCCCUAAAGGGGAAGAAGGGAGGAGCUCACCUGCCCAAGAUCAACUGCUUCCUGUCAGUGGUAGGGCUGAGCGUCCUCUUGGGCCCCUCGGGCCAGAGCUCUGCCCUGCACAAACGCCAGUCCCACAGGGACAAGAAAGAAACAGGAUGGAGUCACAGGUCAGGGCACAUUCCCACAGAUCCGUCAUGGAUUGAGGAGGUUUAAAGGCUCUCCAAGGAAAGCCUGUGGCACAGUGGGUUAAGUGCUCAGCUGCCAACUAAAAACAUCAGUGGUUCGAAUGCACCGGCGGCUCCACGGGAGAAGAGAUGUGGCAGUCUGCUUCCGUAAAUGUUUGCAGCCUCGGGGACCCGAUGGAGCAGUUCUAAAUGCCCUGAAGGGUCCCUAUCGUCAGAAUCGACUCCAGCAAACAUAUUUAAGGGCUACCUCUCCGCAAGGCUCAUAGCAACGGCCAGGGGAGUUUUACAGUCCCCGCACCUGCACCUUUGUUUACGCCAUUUCUGACAGAGUGGGCCCUCUCCAUCUAAAUUCUCUGGUCAUACAGCACAAAGUCCCAGUGUUGUCUGUGACCAGUGAUGUCAAGUGACCCUAAUAUCUUGAAACUCCCCAUAUGAGGGUCCCUGAGAAACAGAAUGAGAUUACUGAAGGUAACAAGGACCCCAAGUUGGGAGUGUGAGGAAGCCGUGGAUGCUGUGAGCUGGGCUUACUGGCUAAGGUUACAGGGAGCAGAAGGACGGUGACAAGGGCCUGUGCUAGGGCAAGGGCAGCUGGAGUAAGGGGCGAAGGGGGAGCCCAGAGACCUGGGAUUUCGUAUGGGUAACGGGUAGAGAGGAAUGCAUCAAGAGGGGCACCAGUUCACCCUCCUUCCUUGCCUGUCAGUGGAUGGGGAGUGCCGGGCUGUAUCGGGCUCAGCAAACACUAAGUCUGGUGGCUGGCUUCAAGGGCAGCUGGGAUGGGAGGGUAGAGAAGUGCAGUCAGGACUGACCCCAAGGGGGCUCUGCUUUGAGGCUGGGAUGGCUUAUCCUGGCCAGGCCUUGGGAGGAAGGGCAGGACCUUGCCAGGCCUGGAAGACAUCAGGGAAAAGCCUGAGACCUUGGAGGAUAAGAAACACAUUAAGGACUUUUACAGGACUAUCUGAUCCUCCCAACCCCAUUUUAGCAGCCCUGGUGGUGCAAUGGUUAAGAGCUCGGCUGCAAACCAAAAGGUCAGCGGUUGGAAUCCACCAGCCACUCCUUGGAAACCCGAUGCGAAAGUUCUACUCUGACCUAUUGGGUCCCUAUGAGUCGGAAUCAACGGCAGAGUUUGAUUUUUUUUUUUUUUUGGUAUCCCUGUUUUAUAGAUAGGGAAAGCGUUUGGACGGGGCUUAGCUGGCUCAAGACCACACGGCCCAGUUUGAGGCAGAGCUGGAAACUGAACCCAAGUCUGAAGUCAGAGCUUUUGUGAUUUCUACCCCACCAGUGGGUUCAGUCUUCCCUCCCUCUCCUGGUUUCAUUUGAGCUGUGAGGAACAGCAAGGUGUUAU